UCAGAUUUGCGGGGGGAGCAUGGGAACCAAUUGCACGCCCUGACUUAAGGAAAGCUGUAGACCACAGUAGGCUAGUACAAACUAAUCUCCAAUGAAGAGAAACCGUAUGUCAGCCUCAGCUAUGCUGUGUGUGUAGUCUGUUGCUCUGACCAAAAGAUAUAGUGCAAUAAAAACCGUGCGUAAUUAAUUUUCAGAGUCAUCCUUAAACGGCGCUUGAUUGUGUUUCAGUUCCCAUGAUAUGAUUAUAUCAUGGGAAGUAAGUUAUGAGAAUCACUAGAAUGAUAUGGGAGCAUUUCCACUAAGAUGCCGGUAUCUGCGCUGUAUACUGGGCUGAUUGGAAAUUUCAGUGGAAGUAUUAGUGGGGAAAACGCUUCCUGUAACUGCGUAUCGCACAGAUAAAUGGAGUAAACGGAAAGGAGGGUGGCGCAGAAAACUUCACACGGCGUUCAAGUGAUGGUCAGUCAACUCAAGUGGACUUACCGCUUCACCUUCCGCCAGUAAUGCGUCUCAUUAUUAUCACAGACACGGCGGAGUAACCCACAAGGGACAGGUCACCGCGUCUGCGAGACAGAAUAAAAAGUGAGCUUCACUUCAGGGCGACUGAUCUGCUGCUUCAGCGAGGACGCACACGGGACUCCACGAGCACCGGAUCCUUCAGCUGUUUGUCCACUCGCUCCCUACAGUCGGCCGGUGUUCAGAGGAUGGCCACAGAUGCUCAGCGAAUACUCAUAUGACUGCUUUGGUUUCUCCUACAUAAGAUCAGACUUUAAGGGGACAUAUUUCGGACUGGACAGAAGUAGGAACCUAAACUACAGUUCUUUAUUUCCAUUUUCAUCGUUGUCGUACGCGGGAAACGUAAUUAUACAGUUUGGAAAAGGCUAUAUAGACUUGAAGGUGUCCGCUUAAACUUUUCCCCCCCAGAGGCGUUGGAGAAGGAGUUCACUUUUUUUUUCUCACUCCACGAGAGCUAUGAGCGGACUGCGCAAGCACUUCAGUAUGGGACUGGUGCUACUGAUGUGCACGCUGACGGGCCACUGCAGCGAGAGCGCGCCCUCGGCGGCCCCGGCGGCGGCGGCUGCGGCCGGCAGCGACGCGCAGCAGGACUUGAGGCGGAUGGUAGAGAUCGUGAAGCACGUGGAGGAGAGCCGGGGUCGCCACGGCGCGAAAACAGAACGGGAGAGGAGCUCUCCGGUGGAACCACGGGAUUUACGCAACGUGAAAACAGACAGAGGGGAGCAGGUCGUCGUCGUAUUCCCCAGAGAUCUCAGAAAUAAGCAGAAAUUCCUAAAACAUAUAACAGGUCCACUCUACUUCAGUCCCAAGUGCAGGAAGCAUGUGUACAAACUCUACCACCACACCAGAGACUGCACAAUACCUGCAUACUUCAAAAGAUGUGCGCGGCUUCUCACGCGACUAGCUGGCAGCCCGCAGUGCACGGAGGGGUAGCACAAGCAAGGUUGAAACCAAACACAAGUUCUCCAGAAGAAAAAAAAACUUGGGAAAGAAAUGCCUUGGACAGUAAGAGGGAAGCCUAAAAUACUCUGACCAGCCCCGACUGAUAUUAGGCACAGUAGUGCCCUUCAGUGAGGUCUGUUCUGUUAGGGCGUGGAUUACUGCCACCCACCGCUCUGGCUGGGCCUCGAUGGUUUGCUGUCACUACGAGGGAGCAACAAAACCAGACCACGAUAAAGAUGGUGAAACUGAAGAGUGGAGAAGAAAAAACAAACAAGUGGCUGAGAGAAACAAACAUGGGGCAUUUUUUUCCCCCUGCUGGCAUCCAAAAAGAUGUUGCUUAAACAAAACAAAAAAAAGGGAUUGCAUAUUUUUAUUUUGUUCAUUUCUUUAAGAGAAGAGCAAAAUCCAAAUGUACUGUUUUUAGCAUGACUUGCUUUCUGCGAUUGGUUUGCUCUGUAUGAGUGUUUUGGGUUGAGCCCAUCCCUUUCUACUGCACUACCCAUUACGCAGACAAAGCUCUCACCGACCCCCUGGCUGGCAGUAACAGCAUAGUUUCACCCACUUGUGCUCACACUGACAAAGAACUGUGGUUAAAUUAUUAAUUGCAUGAACAUUUCUCAGCGUCUUCGCAAGACAUGGUAAAAAUGAAGUGGCGGUUGUAAGUCACAGCCCUCCUGUGGAUCUUGAUAAGGCGUGGCACAGUCUAUAUUUAUAUAUUUGAAUUGUCACAAGGUUCCACUGAACAUACUCCAUAUGCCAUGACCACAUAAAACAAGACAAAUAUGUACAUACUGUAAAGCAAAGCAUAAGAGGAUUCCACCCAUCUACCAUCAAAUGGCUGUUAAAUACAUAUAUAUAUGUAUGUAUAUAUAUAAAAAUGAAAUAUAUUUAAAUAAAUUAUAAGAUUGG
Siniperca chuatsi (mandarin fish) is the source of this 2364-nucleotide messenger RNA. RefSeq names its product ALK and LTK ligand 2-like. Gene Ontology annotation, biological process: positive regulation of ERK1 and ERK2 cascade; positive regulation of ERK5 cascade. The transcript is spliced from 6 exons. The record is from RefSeq and is a predicted model, not a curated record. Lineage: Eukaryota; Metazoa; Chordata; Actinopteri; Centrarchiformes; Sinipercidae. The coding region runs from base 970 to 1446 and encodes 158 amino acids. Gene Ontology annotation, molecular function: receptor tyrosine kinase binding; receptor signaling protein tyrosine kinase activator activity.